Molecule: messenger RNA, 2784 nt
Organism: Neopsephotus bourkii (Bourke's parrot)
Lineage: Eukaryota; Metazoa; Chordata; Aves; Psittaciformes; Psittacidae
Gene: AMH
Product: anti-Mullerian hormone
Exons: 5
Coding region: 16-2016 (666 amino acids)
Biological process (GO): Mullerian duct regression; gonad development
Molecular function (GO): growth factor activity
Source: RefSeq, a predicted model, not a curated record
AGCCGAAGCAGGACCAUGAAGGCUGCUCUGAGGGUGCUUUGGCUGUGCCUGGUGCUGUUGCUUCCCUCUGCAGCACUUCCAAGAAAGGGGAGCAUGGGAGAAAGGCUUUCCCCAGUUGACCAAAUGGAGCUGAGCCUGCCAGAGGAGCUGGGACUCGCAGCAGAGGAGAGAAGGAGAGAAAAUGCAAGUUCCCAGGAAGGAGCAAGACCCAGCUCACUGGGGAGACCAAGGCUGGCUGCUGCUGCUCGCCCCUUCUCAAAGCCUGACCCAGGACUGAAAUGCCUCCAGGAGAUGGCUGAGGAUGGGGGCACCAGCUCCAGCCUGCACCCGUGGCCGCUCGGGGGGCUGGAGGGGCCCGUGUGCAGGGUGGCAAUGGACCAGGACGGGCUGACCCCGGGGCAUCUGGACGUGGUGGGGGUUCUCACCCACUACGAAAGCAGCUUCAUCAAGCUCCUGAGGCAGCGCACCAGCUGGGACCGAGGCUCUCUGGAGACCUUCGGGCUGUGCCUGGGCGGGGAGGCAAGUGCUGCUCUCCAUCCCCUGAAGCACAUCCAUGCACACCUGCUGGAGCCGGGGCAGGACCGCUUCCUCGUGCUGCAUCUGGAGGAAGUGCAGUGGGAGGCCCCGGCGCAGCUCUGGUUCAAGCUGCUUUUCCAGCCGGAGGUGGCCCGGUCCCUGGGAGCGCUGCGCUCCGCGGUCCUGCUCUUCUACCUGGGCCCGCGGCAGCGCCCGGGGCACCGCGAGCAGCUCCUGGCCACGGGCACCGGGCUGGCGAGGGAGCAGAGCCUCUGCCUCGGCGGGGACACCCGGUACCUGGCCCUGGGGGCCGCCGUGGCAGCGGUCACCCGCACCAGCGAGCAGCUCCGCUUCAAGGCUUCCCUGGCCCUCAGGCAGCGCGGAGCGGGAGGUGCCCCCCUGCCCCCUGCUGAGGCCCAGCAGCUCCUUUUCGGCUCCGAUGAGAAGUGCUUCACCAGGAUGACCCCCGUGCUGCUCCUGCUGGCCAAGUCACGGCAGCGGGAGGAGGAGGAAGCGGCUUUGGCCCCUUCUUCCUACCUCUCUGCAGAUGGGGUGCUGGACGUGGCUCCAUACCCACAGCUCAGCCCACCCCAGGCCAGGACCGAGGAGCUGCUGUCCCCCACUGCCCCGAGCCAAGCCAACGCUUCCUCCCCAGUGCCCGGCGGCAGCGGCCAGUUCCUGGGAACCCUGACCCGGUUCAUCCACCAGGUCCUGAGCCCCUCCAGCGAGCCGCCGGCCCAGCCCAGCUCCCACCACUGGCUGGACUUCCAAGUGAUGGAGACCCUCCCGCACCAGCUGCUCAACCUGUCCGAGGAGGCAGCGCUGGAGCGCCUGGUGCAGUCGGAGGAGCCCUCGGUGCUGCUCUUCCCCCAGGACAGCGGGGCCGUGCUGGAGCAGCACUUGGGGGACUGGCAGCCGGAGGGGACCGUGCUGCAGCUGCUGAUGGGCAAGCUGGAAGCGCUGAUCCAGGAGCUGCAGGACAUCCCGGCUUUCCAAGCGAACAUGGGCCUGUUCCAGCAUCUCCUGAGCUUCUGCUACUACCCGCCAGGGCCCGGUGAGGGUGCAGGCAGGGAGCAGCCGCCCGGCUCGGGGAAGCUGCAUGCGCUGCUGCUGCUCAAGGCGCUGCAGACGGUGCGGGUGCGCUGGCAGGAGCGCCGCAGGGUGCAGCGGCAGAACCGCAGCGCACGGCACCAGGCCCACUGCCGCCUGCAGGAGCUCACCAUCGACCUGCGCGACCGCAAGUUCAUCGUCAUGCCCACCGUCUAUGCAGCCAACAACUGCGAGGGGCCCUGCCGGCUGCCCCUCUCCACCCGCGUCCCCAGCUACUACUCGCACACGGUGCUGCUGCUGGGCAUGCAGGAGCGGGGCUCGCCCCUCCAGCGCGCUCCCUGCUGCGUGCCCGUGCGUUACUCGGACCAGCUCAUCAUCAGCCUCUCCGCCGAGGGGCUGGAGGUCCGCAAGUUCCCCAACAUGGUGGCAGAGGAGUGUGGCUGCCGAUAAGAGGCACCCGCCCGCCCUCAGCCUGCUCCCUGCUCCCCGUUUGCCUCCGCAGCUCGGGAGCUGCUUCUCGCCGAGAUGGGAGCUCCUGGUGCAUCCUUUCCCCAUGGUUUAGCUCUUCAGCGUUGCUCUGGUUGUGGGUUCAGCUGUGGCUGUGCUGGUCCCUGGGGGCUGUGCUGCAGCCUGGCGUGCCCUGUGCCUGCUCCUGAUGCCAGGGAUGCCACAGCUGCUGUGCUGCAGCGUGGCUCUGAUUCCACAGUGGGGUUUGGGCUGGAGACAGGUCAUGGGGAGAGGGCAAAGCUUGGCAGAGCCAGGCACGAUUAUGUUUCUUUAUCCCUUGCCUUGUGUUCCUGUAGCAGCCGGACAGGGGCAGUUGUUGCUUGCCCAAAGCCCCCCUCACUCUGCAGCAUCCUCUGGCCUCAACACUGAAGCCUCGCUGCCCACAAAGCUCCACCUGUGAAAGCAGAACAAGAGGCAGAACCCCCUCACAGGGACCAGCCUUUACCUGGGAUCUGUCCCCAUGUGCCCUGGGGCCACGGGGAGGCGCUGGCAGAGACCCGGGGCUCUGAGUCUCCCUGUGCUGACCCCAUUCUGGGGUGAGGGAGGGAGCGAUCCCGUUACUCCUCCUGCCUGCUCACACCAUUAAUGGGAGCAGGCACAAGCGGCUGCCAAAGCACCUGCUCCACGUCCCCGCCAGCGUCAGCACCGAGAGCCCGGCUGCUCCCAGAUCAUCUUCCCAGCUCAGCCUGGGCAGGGCUGCCCAAGGCUCCA